Molecule: messenger RNA, 3138 nt
Organism: Acomys russatus (golden spiny mouse)
Lineage: Eukaryota; Metazoa; Chordata; Mammalia; Rodentia; Muridae
Gene: Olfml2b
Product: olfactomedin like 2B
Exons: 8
Coding region: 388-2676 (762 amino acids)
Biological process (GO): signal transduction
Source: RefSeq, a predicted model, not a curated record
CGCCCUCCCUCCGCGCCGGCCCCGCGGCGCCUAGGGCCAGCAGCCCUCCCUCGCCUCCUGCGCUGUGGCCACUGUCGGUCCUGCACGUCCCAGUGUGCCUAGAGCUUACCAGGACCAGCCUUCCACCUGAGCUCACCCGGCGGCGGCGACGCCUUCCACGAGCCGGCGCUCGUCUCCGCCCCCUCGGUCACCUCUUUCUUGUGACUUCUGCACAGUCUAGGCUGCUGGGGUCUGCGGGGGAGAUGUUCAGGGUCUCUGGGGAGCACAGUCCUGCUCCGCUCAGCCACACCCAACUUUAGACUUCUCUCUAAGCGGCCACUCUUCCGGACUUCAUUGAAGAUUCCUUCCAGCCUAUCUUUCCUGAGAACCCCCACCCCCCCAACAGAGAUGGUCUCUGUAGGGAGUAAGGUCCCUAUUGUCGCAUCUCUCAUGACCAACCCUCUGCCAUUAGUUCUCUGCUUUGCUCUGGUGGUGGCACAGGUCUUGGGGUCCAGUACAACUCCUGCAGGGACAAGCGAGCCCCCUGACGUGCAAACAGUGGCGCCCACGGAGGAUGACACUUUGCAAAACGAGGCGGACAACCAGGAGAACGUUUUAUCUCAGUUACUGGGAGAUUACGACAAAGUCAAGGCUGUAUCUGAGGGCUCCGACUGUCGCUGCAAGUGUGUGGUGAGACCCCUGGGCCGAGAUGCCUGCCAGAGGAUCAAUGAGGGGGCUUCCGGGAAGGAAGAUUUCUACACGGUGGAAACCAUCACCUCGGGCUCAUCCUGUAAAUGUGCCUGCGUCGCUCCCCCAUCCGCCGUCAAUCCCUGUGAGGGAGACUUCAGGCUCCAGAAGCUUCGGGAAGCUGACAGCCGGGAUUUGAAGCUCUCCACAAUUAUAGACAUGCUGGAAGGCGCUUUCUAUGGCCUGGAUCUCCUAAAGCUGCAUUCAGUGACCACUAAACUGGUGGGUCGAGUGGACAAACUGGAGGAGGAAGUUUCUAAAAACCUCACCAAGGAAAAUGAGCAAAUCAAAGAGGACAUGGAAGAAAUUCGAACUGAGAUGAAUAAGCGGAGCAAAGAGAACUGCUCUGACAACAUCCUAGACAGCAUGCCGGACAUACGCUCAGCCCUGCAGAGGGAUGCAGCCGCAGCCUACGCCCACCCACAGGAACAGUAUGAAGAGAGGUUUCUGCAGGAGGAAACUGUGUCACAGCAGAUCAACUCCAUCGAACUCCUGAGGACACAGCCGCUGGUCCCACCUGCAAUGAUGAAGCCACAGCAGCCCCUGCAGAGACAGGUGCACCUGCGAGGUCGGCUGGCCUCCAAGCCCACUGUCAUCAGGGGAGUCACCUACUACAAAGCCAAGGUCUCUGAGGAGGAAAAUGACAUUGACGAACAACAUGAUGAGCUUUUCAGUGGGGACAGCGGCGUAGACUUGCUGAUUGAAGAUCAGCUCCUAAGACAUGAGGACCUACUGACAAGAGCCACCCGGAGGCCGGCCACCACUCGUCAUGGUGCCGCCGUAACAACUGAUGCUAGCGUCCAGGCCACAGCCUUGUCCUCAGCACCUCCACAGGCAUCUGCCUCAGUGCCCAGCCUUAUUGACUCUGCUACCCAGGCCUCAGAUGGGCAACUCUUGGCAAGCCCACAGACUAGCACAAUGUUUCCAGAGCCCACGGAGGCGACGACUUCUACUCAAGCUCCACUCACCACCGUGGCCCACACAGCCAUCCAGCCACCUCCGGCAAUGUUUCCUGGGGACAUGUUUGUAGACACUCCAUACUUGGUCCCAGAGUCUCCUGACCCAGUUGGGACAGACAUGCCAGAGGAAGAGGGGACUGCCGGGCGGGAAGCAACCUCUGCUGGCCCCAUCCUGAGCCCUGAAGAAGAAGAUGACAUCCGGAAUGUCAUAGGACGGUGCAAGGACACCCUCUCCACAAUCACGGGGCCGACUACCCAGAACACGUACGGACGGAAUGAAGGGGCCUGGAUGAAAGACCCCCUGGCCAAGGAUGACCGGAUUUACGUAACCAACUAUUACUAUGGCAACACACUGGUAGAGUUCCGCAAUCUGGAGAACUUCAAACAAGGUCGCUGGAGCAAUUCCUACAAGCUUCCGUAUAGCUGGAUCGGCACGGGUCACGUGGUGUACAAUGGCGCCUUCUACUACAACCGGGCCUUCACCCGAAACAUCAUCAAGUAUGACCUGAGGCAGCGCUACGUGGCUGCCUGGGCGAUGCUCCACGACGUGGCCUAUGAUGAAGCCACACCCUGGCGGUGGCAGGGCCACUCGGAUGUGGACUUUGCUGUGGAUGAGAACGGUCUGUGGCUCAUCUACCCAGCUCUGGAUGAUGAGGGCUUCAGCCAGGAGGUCAUUGUCCUGAGCAAGCUCAACGCAGUGGACCUGAGCACGCAGAAGGAGACCACGUGGCGCACUGGGCUCCGUAGGAAUUUCUACGGCAACUGCUUCGUCAUCUGCGGAGUGCUAUAUGCUGUGGACAGUUACAACCAGAGGAAUGCCAACAUCUCCUACGCCUUCGACACCCACACCAACACACAGAUUGUCCCUAGGCUGCUGUUUGAGAACGAAUAUUCCUACACCACCCAGAUAGACUACAACCCCAAAGACCGCCUCCUUUACGCCUGGGACAAUGGCCACCAGGUCACCUACCAUGUCAUCUUUGCCUACUGACAAGCCCGACCCUGCAAAAGGAAGCACAGAAGAGCCGCUAGCACCUUGUGUGUGUCUGUGUGCAUGUUUGUGUGCGAGAAAGUGUGCAGGUGGGUGUGUGUUGUUUUAAAAUAUAUAUUAUUUUGUAUAAUAGUACAAAUGUAAAAAUGACAGUUUGGGUCUAUUUUUUUUUAUAUGGAUUGUAGAUCAAUCCAUACGCGUAUGUGCUGGUCUCAUCCUCCACAAUGUAUAUUUUUGUGCAAAUGAACUUCUUUUGACCAGUAACCACCUUCCUUCAUGCUCUGUACCUCCAGCUCCUGAGCUCAAGGAUUGAAAUGUUUCUUCCUCUGGGUCUUGCAGCCACACUGUGCCAGGAGCAGGAGUGAAGGGCUCAAGAAAGAAGUGCUAAGUGGCGGGAAUUUUUUUUUUUUUAUGUAUUAUAGAAGUUCUUAAAACUCAGAAAAAAAAAGCUUUUUUUUUUUU